UUACCUUUCGCCUUCACUUCCGUCAUACCCCGCCAUUUUCACCCCUCUACCCCACACCGUGGGCAGGGUCGAGGGUUGCUCAAUCGAUAAGAUCCCGCGAAGGGGACCCUCUCCACAUCCGUGCUAAUCGUUAAAGUGACAAUAAGCGGCACGCUGCGUCGCAGUCACUCAUUGGAAAUCGAAGCCCAACCGGAUCCGUCCGGGCUGCAGCACAAAGUUGCAGACCAUGUGGCCGGCGGCGCCCAAAAACUCAAAAAUAUCUCAAAUCGUGGGGCCUACCUCGCCGCCGCAGACGCCCAGGACUGCAUCGCCCGUCUUUGGCCGCAAGAGCAGUCCCCGGCUGGGCGAAUUGCCGUCGAAGGUUCCCUUGCAUCCAAUGGCGGCGCCGCCACUCGAGACCGGCCACACGGCGGUCAACGGGCCGGGAUUCGGCCACGCAACGCCGAUCCGGCCUCAGCAGCUCUCUCCGCGCCCGACCAGCUCGUCGUCGUCGGCUUCGUCGGUGGCUUCGUCGGAUUCAGAGGAUUCGGCACUACCAAGCAAUGCGGCCGGCCCGUCGGCGCCGGCGUCGGCGUCGGCGACCCCAGAACGGAGACCGGGGCCGGCCCCACAUGCGCCGCAGGCAAGGAUGGGCCGCAUUGUGACACAGGCCGAUUUCGUGGUCGAAGAGCUGAGCGACUUCGGCGACAGCGACGACGCCGAACGGCCCGGCGUGAUCAGGCCCUGCGCCAUCGAAUACGCCGAGUCGGACCGCAGCCGCUCGCGGUCGCGGAACCGGCCGGAGAUCGACCACCGGAUGAUGUUCAACUUCGUGAACCUCAACUGCAGCGAUGACUCGGACGAGCUGGACCUCGAUGAGCACGAGUACCAGGAAUUCCUGCUCAAGCGCCGCGCGGAAAGGAGGCGCAAGCGGAUGAGCUCGGGCAGCAUCGGCAAGCGGACCAUCAGCGAGAGCAUCGGCAGCGACACGGAUCGCGAGGACAUUAGGUCCUUCCUCGGCGCCGAUGAGGCCGGCUCCAGCGCGCGCCGCCUGCGCCGGAGGGUCGGCGACCGGCGCAGCCUGCAGUUCCAGGACCCCCCGCCGCCGAGGAUCGACGAGCUCGACGAGCCGGCCUCGAGCGAAGACGAGAUCUUCAUUGGCGAGUCGCUCGCACGCGAGCUGCCUUUUUUCGAAUACGUUAUGAUGGAGGUUGAUUCGCCGUGACCGACCGGGAACACCGUCCGCUGCCGCGCCCCGGAGAUGCCCCGGGCGAUGUCCCGGCAGUUUGGAGCCAACCUCACACCCCGCCGGACGGUCGGCACGAUAAACGAUCUUCUUCCCGCCU
Thermothielavioides terrestris NRRL 8126 is the source of this 1325-nucleotide messenger RNA. RefSeq lists its product as uncharacterized. NCBI's taxonomy places the organism in Eukaryota, Fungi, Ascomycota, Sordariomycetes, Sordariales, Chaetomiaceae. The record is from RefSeq and is a predicted model, not a curated record. Bases 227 to 1204 code for a protein of 325 amino acids. The transcript has a single exon.